UGACUUCGACACAGGCGAACGCUCCGUGUUCCUCUCCGCGACUCUAGGUUUCGUUUCGUCCCGUCCGACUUUUCCCCCACUCGUGGACGCUGAACAGAACUCCUCACGGAACGUUAAUGGAACCCGACAGCGACGUAGGGAUAAUUUCGUAGUGAAUUUAAAAAACCAGCCGCUUGGCAAAGUUACAGCUAGCACAGCUAAGUAAGUUAGCUAGCUAGCUAGUUGGCUAGCUCGCUCGCUAGCUAUCUCUCAUUUUCCGUGUUCUAGAAGCUCGUGCGUGUGCGUUAGCUAUUGGCGAUAACGUUAAGGUCGGUGAGUGAGAAGACGCCUUGGUGUAUUAGUAUUAUUUCCUUUUAAUUCUGGGGCCGUUUGAUGGAUCCUAGAAUCGCCUGGUUUCAGCCAGAACAGUGCGGACCUGCUAACAGCCUGUGGAUGCAGAUUUGGGAGACGACGCAGGGCCUCGGUAAUUUGUACUUUCACAGUAACGUUAACGGAGGCGGCGGCAGCGGUAACAGCAACAACAGCGGAGGAGGAGGAGGAGGAGGUGGUGGUGUUGGAGGAGGAGGUGGUGGUGGAGGAGGAGGAGGCGGAUACAGCUCGAACCCCAAGCCGAGCGGAGACGGUGUAGUAGCGGCAGAGACCAGCGCGGCUCCCGAUUGCGGCGAGCCGAAACACCGCGGGAUGUCCGGAGAAAUCGCGGAGCAGCGAGACUUCAUACCGCUGGAAAGUAAUAUCGUUAUUAUUAACAACAACCAUUACAACCAGCGGAGCGCGGCGACGGGCCGCGGAGGAGCGUGGAGCGGGGCGCAGGAAGCAGCAGCAGCAGCAGCCGCGGCGCAGCGCAACAAGCGCAAACGGGAUAACAAGGCGAGCACGUUCGGCUUCAACCUUCAACUCAACAGCUCUUCCGGCCCGGACGCGGAUCUGUACACGGGCACGCCGUGGAAACGGAGAAACUACUCCGGGGGAGUGAUCGGGCUCCAUGAGGAGAUCAAAGACUUCUACGAGUACAUGUCUCCUCGGGAGGAGGAAGAGCGGAUGAGAAUGGAAGUUGUCGAUAGAAUAAAGAGAGUCAUCAAGGACCUAUGGCCAAGUGCAGAAGUCCAAGUGUUCGGCAGUUUCAGCACUGGCCUGUAUUUGCCUACAAGUGAUAUAGACCUGGUAGUGUUCGGAAACUGGGAGACGCUUCCUCUGUGGACGCUGGAGGAGGAGCUGCGCAAGAGGAAAGUCGCAGACGAGAAUUCAGUCAAAGUGCUCGAUAAAGCAACGGUUCCGAUUAUCAAGCUGACAGACGCUCACACUGAGGUCAAAGUGGACAUCAGUUUUAACGUGCACAGUGGCGUGAAGGCUGCCAAUCUCAUCAAAGACUUCAAAAAGAAAUUCCCCGUGCUGCCGUACCUGGUGCUGGUGCUAAAACAGUUCCUGCUGCAGAGAGAGCUGAACGAGGUGUUUACUGGAGGCAUCGGAUCCUACAGCCUGUUUCUCAUGGCUGUCAGCUUCCUACAGCUACACUACAGAGAGGAUGUGAGCAAUCCCAACUCCAACAUGGGCGUCUUGCUGAUCGAGUUCUUCGAACUGUACGGCCGCCAUUUUAACUACCUGAAGACGGGAAUUAGGAUUAAAGAUGGUGGCUCAUAUGUGGCCAAAGACGAGGUGCUGAAUGGCAUGUUGGACGGAUACAGACCAUCCAUGCUGUACAUCGAGGAUCCACUGCAGCCGGGCAACGAUGUUGGAAGGAGCUCCUAUGGGGCCAUGCAGGUGAAGCAAGCAUUCGAAUAUGCGUACGUGGUUCUGGAACACGCCGUCUCUCCCAUCGCCAAGCACUACCCCAAUAACAAAUCUGAAAGUAUUCUGGGUCGAAUAAUCCGCGUCACACGGGAGGUAGCCGAGUACCGUGAUUGGAUCAGCGAGCACUGGGGCCAGCAGUCACAAAGCGAGGCGGCCUUCAUCUGCAAUGGAAAUGACGUGACCCUCCUGGUGGAGCCUCAGGAGCUGGACGAGUGCAACAACAACUUACCCGAAGAGAUCGUCGUCCUUCCUUCAGCGGCGCGGAGCAAAGCGUCCUCCAACUCCUCGUCCCCGCCUCCUUCCUCGCCUUCAUCGCCGUCUUCAUCCUCAUCACCCUCUCCUUCUUCCACGACGUCCAGUGAUGCAGAUUCGGACGGUACGCCGUGCAAGACGGUGAAACAGUUGCCCGGCCGGGGCUCUGGAGCUCACCGAGAUAACGCAGAGAGGAAUCUGACCAAUCACAGAGCUCAGAGCCAUCCUAUGACCACACCCAGUACAGGCCACAAAGGCAGCAAGAGCCGACAGUUUCGGCCGAGCAAAAGCUCCCCGGCCCAACAGAGCAUCUCGAACAGCAAGAGCCACCAAAGCAGCAAAGCCCAUCAUCACCACACCACCGGAAAGAGACGGAAAAACCAGCCGGAUGCGGCGCACGAGGACCUGUGCAGAUAGGAGGCGCUCUUUUCUUCCCAGACACUCGUCUACUAUUACUUCCCAGACCACAAGGGGGCGCCUCUAGUGUUAUUGGUCCCUUUUUGCCCAAAUCUGGGAUUUUUUAAGCAGUUUAAAAAAAAAAUAAUAAUAAAAAAACGAAAAAAAAAAAAAAAAAAGAA
Messenger RNA from Ictalurus punctatus (channel catfish), 2618 nucleotides. It is a transcript of the gene tent4b, whose product is annotated as terminal nucleotidyltransferase 4B. Gene Ontology annotation, biological process: RNA 3'-end processing. NCBI's taxonomy places the organism in Eukaryota, Metazoa, Chordata, Actinopteri, Siluriformes, Ictaluridae. The record is from RefSeq and is a predicted model, not a curated record. The coding region runs from base 373 to 2457 and encodes 694 amino acids. Gene Ontology annotation, molecular function: mRNA binding; poly(A) RNA polymerase activity. The transcript has 12 exons. Gene Ontology annotation, cellular component: nucleolus; TRAMP complex.